AUGGUUUGGAUGUUCUUGUUUGAGUCCCAGGUGGUCCAGUACAAACAGGGGAACAGCUGGCCUCACCGAGCGUCGGCCAGUCUGUCUGCCCCGGGUCACAUGCUGCGUCCGCCCCUCCGCUCCCACAAUGCACCAGUCCUGUCCCCUGCUCCCACACUCAGCUGCUCAGCCCACAGCGUCCUGCACCUGUCUCAGAGGAGCAGUUUGUAA
Knipowitschia caucasica is the source of this 210-nucleotide messenger RNA. Lineage: Eukaryota; Metazoa; Chordata; Actinopteri; Gobiiformes; Gobiidae. The record is from the annotation of a GenBank genome assembly.